AUGAAGACUCGGAAAUCAAAAGACGGCAUCUGCCACUCCACCAAGAGAGUCACCGCCGGCAUGCUCCUCUCCUUCCUCGCUCUUUCUCCUCAUGCCGCUGCUUCCCUUGCCCCCGCCAUCGAUCCAUGGUACCCUCUUCCACUACCAAAACAACCAAACUCCCACGACUUCACCCUUCGACACAUCUUCCACCGAGGCACCUAUCAAGAUCCUGACUUGCACCGCCGCCUUAAUCUCCAUCCCAACGCACCCGUCUUUGUUACUGCCGAAGAUGACUCCCAGAGUCUCUUUCAGCCAGCACCACAUUUCUCCGCGAGAUCCGCCUCUCACGAGAUCGAGCGGCUUGUCGACAGGGACCCUCUUUCGGUAGAGUCACAUUUACAACAUGCCCGCUAUUUCGGGAGACCCGCCGUCCUGGAUGCUUCUGCCUGGACUAUGGACGAGGUUGAAGGCCCCAAUAUUACCGACAAAGAAACCGUCACUAACUUGGCCAUCAUGUCUGCAAAUGCCUAUAAUGAGGUCCCGGGCGAAGGUGAUUGGGAAGAUGUAUCCCAAGGCUACAAUAGAACUGCAAGCUUUGGUUGGCAGGGGGAUGGUCUGCGUGGCCAUGUCUUCGCCGAUGAAGGCAACAACACAAUCAUCAUAAGUCUCAAGGGAACCUCUCCUGCUGUCUUCGAUGGCGAUGGCACUACAACACAAGACAAAUUGAACGAUAAUCUCUUCUUUAGUUGCUGCUGUGCCCAAGGAGGCCAGUACUUUUGGAGGCAGGUUUGUGAUUGCUAUUCCAGCACCUACAGUUGCAACCAGACCUGUCUUGUCCAAGCCCUCCGCAAUGAAAACAGAUAUUACAGAGCUGCUGUCGAUCUCUAUACCAACGUCACCGAAAUAUAUGCCGAUUCAAACAUCUGGCUUGUCGGCCAUUCUCUAGGCGGAGCUGUCACCAGUCUACUCGGUCUAACAUUUGGUCUACCAACUGUCACCUUUGAGGCUCCUGGCGAAGAUCUGGCCGCCAAACGACUUGGUCUUCCAGCUCCGCCUUCGUCAGAUCCUCGGAGAGCACGCACCAAGUACACUGGCGCGUACCACUUUGGAAACACGGCAGAUCCCGUUUUCAUGGGCACCUGCAAUGGUGCUACCGCCACUUGUACAUUAGGCGGCUAUGCCAUGGAGUCUCAGUGUCACACAGGGAAGCAAUGCGUUUAUGACACAGUCUCUGACUAUGGUUGGCGCGUCGGUAUUGGUAACCACAAAAUCCGUAACGUCAUUGACAGCGUUAUCAAGAAAUAUAAUCAAGUCCCUGAGUGUAUCCCUGACGACGAAUGUGUCGAUUGUUUUAAUUGGAAGUAUUUCGAAAGCAAUGGUUCCGACUCCACCACGACUACGAAAACUACGACCACCUCCUCAACUCGCACACGAACUACCACCUGCAAAACUCCUGGUUGGUGGGGAUGUCUGGAUGAGACCACCACUACCACAUCAUCCUCACUUCCGGUGAUCACCACAACUUACACCACAACCAGCUGUGCUACGCCUGGUUGGUUUGGCUGUAACAAAGAAGUGAAUGUGACCAUCACCACAACCACGCUAGCCCCAACUGCAUCUGUUCCAACCACAUCUAAUUCUUGGUCACAGACUGGAGCUUCCUCUUCAACCACCUGUCAACAUCCAGGAUGGUGGGGAUGUCGCGAUCCAAUCUCAAUCACAGGAAAACCCUCGCCAGCACCAACACAGAGUCAAACUAAAGCCACCAAAACAGAUACGUGUGAAACGCCUGGCUUCUUCUUUGGUUGCCAUGAUAGACAUCCGCACACUAGCACGUUGCCCAUUUCUUCAGGAACUCAGACCAUCACCGAUGCUCCGAGUCAGAGUGCCAGUAGCGCUACACCAAGCAGCACCAAGUCUCAUCAGGGAGGUAAAAAGAGAAAGAAGUGCAAGCAUCGUGCUUUCUUCGGCUUGAUCUGCCUUGAUGAGGUCGAGUAUGAGGGAUAUGUUCCAGAACUAUGA
This is a messenger RNA of Exophiala aquamarina CBS 119918, 2004 nucleotides long. RefSeq lists its product as uncharacterized. The transcript has a single exon. The coding region runs from base 1 to 2004 and encodes 667 amino acids. NCBI's taxonomy places the organism in Eukaryota, Fungi, Ascomycota, Eurotiomycetes, Chaetothyriales, Herpotrichiellaceae. The record is from RefSeq and is a predicted model, not a curated record. Gene Ontology annotation, molecular function: glycerophospholipase activity. Gene Ontology annotation, biological process: neutral lipid catabolic process; piecemeal microautophagy of the nucleus; multivesicular body membrane disassembly.